UAUUUCUCCAAAUGAAUGCAAAACCACAAUCGAUACUCCAACACUCACAUGAAGCAUUGAAUGGAUAAUUCAGAAAUGAAUAUACGGAUAACCAAAAUUGGAACUAAUAUUAUGAAAACUUGGUCAUUCACAAUGUUUCAAAAUACUCUUUACAUUUUAGGGUACACCUAUCUAUUGGGCGAUGAAAUCAGAGCCAAUUAUAUUAUUAAUUCAUGGAGCGGGACAUUGUGCAAUGACCUUUGCAUUGCUGGUACAAGAACUCAAAACCUUUUGCAGUUGUUUCUCAUAUGAUAUUAUUUCUCAUGGCUUAUCUUAGAGAAAGGAAGCUCUCACAAUGAAGAAUUUGUUAUCAGAAUGCGAGGCAGUGAUUGAAUUCAUCAGGAUCAAGUGUCCUAACACCAAUAUACUAUUGCUUGGCCAUAGUUUGGGUGCAGCCAUAGCAUCUAAAAUUAAACAUUAAUCAUAUAUACGAGGGUUGAUCGUAAUUGACAUGAUUGAAAGUAAGGCCUUUGAAAGCAUCCAAAUAAUGGACGAUCAAUUAAGAAAAAGGCCUAGUCUAUUCAGUUCGUAUUCGAGUGCCAUAAAUUAUCAUUUAUAUAAUAAUUUAAUACGGAACCCCACUUCAGCUUAAAUAACAGUUCCUCAUUACUUAAAUGACAAAUUGGAAUGGAAGGUAGAUCUAAUAGGAACAAAACAAUAUUGGGAAUAAUGGUUUGAAGGAAUCUAAAAUGGAUUCGACACCUUCCCUUAUUAAAAAAUGCUGUUCAUUGCUGAAAGUGACAGGAUACCUGCAGAAUAGUUUCUCAAAUCGAGAUAUCCAAUCCAUUUGUUUGAAAAGUCGGGACACAAUAUUCACGAGGACGAACCUGUUAGAAUGGCCAAGCACAUUUCUGAUUUUCUCUAUCAACAGAGAGUGCCAAUAAAUUCGUCUGAAACAGAGAAACUCAAACAAUUGGGGAUAAUUGGCUUUAGACCCAAAGUAUUGUCAUAUAAGAUUGAAUUAAAAGAUAUCAUUUGA
Messenger RNA from Paramecium octaurelia, 1018 nucleotides. The record is from the annotation of a GenBank genome assembly. Lineage: Eukaryota; Ciliophora; Oligohymenophorea; Peniculida; Parameciidae.